CUUUCUUUUCUUUUCGUUUCGUCUUCGAAAACUCGCAUAACUUCUCAUAGAAGUAGACGCUUCACGGUUCACCCCUCCUCUGUUCUAUUUAUUUAUUGUUAAUGGUAAUAACCUGAAAAAUAUAACUGUUGAUUUGGACUUGGACGUUUGACUCUCACUGCGAGUCAUGACCCGCCCGCCACCGAGUUUGGGUGUCUCUUCCGCCAAGCGAUCAAGCGUUUUCGAUUUCAGUGAGGAUGAUGAGCGUGUUGAGAAGGCGUCUGAGAAGUUUCUAGGGAAAUUUGCAAAACCUAAGAGAAAGCGUGAUUUGACUUCUCCAAUCAUCAAGUAUAAGUUCCUUGAGUUUUUUGCAGGAUGUACUGGGGCUCAAGAAAAGGAAAGUGCCGUUCAACACAUUGUUGUUGACAAUGAAUCAAUUGAUGUUGACAUGGGAUUUGCAGCAUAUCCUAGUGCUCAAGAAAAGGAAAGUGCCAAUGAAACCAUCAUUAUUGACAACGAACCAAUUGAUGUUGAAAUGAUAUUUGCUGAAGGGAUCAAGGCUCCAUGCAAGGAAAUUAGUGAUGAAUCAGUAGAUAUAGAUGCUAAUGGUGUAAGCGAUUCUCACAAACUCUCUGUUUCACCUCCUAUAUGUACCCUGCAAGAAGAUUGUACAGUAAAGGAAGCUUGUUGUGUGGAUGCAAUGGUGCAAUCUGGUUCUCAAAUUUAUGAGAACAAGUCAGUGGAUAUGAUUUCAGAUGAUGAUGAUGGAAGUGAAACAAGUACUGCCUCGAUUUCCAUCUCCACUCUUGAACAGACUGAAGUUCCAUCGAAAGAUCCAGUACCAGAGUCUUCUUCUGUUGGACAUAAGAUUGAUAUUUUAAAUAAUGCUGUUGUUGUAUUCCCUGAUUUUAUCCUAUAUGAGGACAUGUAUUGUACGGAGUCCCGCUUAACUUUCUUGAGAAGUUGCAUCAGAGUUGAGGGUUCAAUUGUAAAUGGGGCCACAGGAACAUUUAACAUUGAAUGGGCGUUGGAUGACGUUAUUAGUAUUGAAUCUGAAUGGUGUCGGAGGGUUGAGACUGCUAUGAUUAAUCUUUACUUUAAGCCAAAGGUUUCUAAAGGAGCUGGAAAUGCAAAUGAAACUUCAGCCAUUGACAAGUUGAAGUUUUCAGUUUAUGAUCCCUGUUGGUUUCAAGGACAGAAAGCAAUCAAAUCAUUGGAUGUCAGAUACAGAUCUAUCUGGAAUGUUAUUUUUGAUUCUGAUAGGAAAAAGGAUGAUGAUGCCUUUUCAGCCAACAGCAUGGCCAUCCCAAAGCCUUGUCUUUAUGUUCUUGAUGAGCCUUUUGAAGAUGUUAUUUAUCCAAAAGGGGAUCCUGAUGCUGUUUCAAUUAGUAAGAGAGAUGUGGAGCUUCUUCGUCCAGGGACAUUCAUCAAUGAUACUAUCAUUGACUUUUAUAUAAAAUUUUUAAAGAAUAAAAUUCUACCAAAGGACCAGCAUCGGUUCCACUUCUUCAAUAGUUUUUUCUUUCGGAAGCUUGCUGAUCUAGACAAGGACCCACGAAAUGCUUGCGAGGGCAGGGCAGCAUUUCAACGGGUUCGUAAAUGGACAAGGAAGGUGAAUCUUUUCAAGAAGGAUUACAUCUUCAUUCCUGUGAAUUAUAGCCUUCACUGGAGUUUGAUAGUCAUUUGUCAUCCUGGUGAAGUGGCCAAUUUCAGAGAUGAUGAAUGUGGAAGGGCUCUUAAAGUACCAUGCAUCUUGCACAUGGAUUCUAUUAGAGGAAGUCACAGGGGCCUCAAGAAUCUUAUUCAAAGUUACCUUUGUGAAGAGUGGAAAGAGAGGCAUGGUGACACUCUGGAUGAUGUGUCUUCAAAGUUCUCACGUUUACAGUUUGUACCACUUGAGUUGCCGCAGCAAGAAAAUUCAUUUGACUGUGGCCUCUUCUUGCUCCAUUAUGUGGAACUGUUUCUUGAAGAAGUUCCUAUUAACUUCAGCCCUUUCAAGAUAACAGAAUUCUCGAACUUUCUUAAUAGGAAUUGGUUUCUACCUGAGGAGGCUUCUCUUAAACGGGCGCGCAUCUGGAAGUUAAUUUGUGAAAUUCUUGAAGAUCAGUCUCAGCAAAUUCCUAAAGGGGAAUCUAUUGAUAAGUAUCCUUGCUCCCUGUUUGCAAAUACAAAUGAGCAAGAAACUGGAAUAGAGUUUCUUACAGGGGCAUCUAGUUCACUGAAAAUGUGUCAGAGUGAUCUUUGUAGUCUUAAUACUGAACUGGGGAUUGAGAUUUCACUUCCAUCAGCUUCUCCUCUGAGAGUGGUGCCACAACAAAUUAGAGAACCAGGAUUGGAUUCCAGGGAGUUGUUUGAGCCAGAAACUAGUGCUAGACUAUUUUACAGUAGAAAUUACUCGCGAGCAUGUCGUCUAAGUUUCAUGUCACCAGUAGAGGAGGCAGAAGAAAUUGGUGAGCAAUUCUCUGAUUCAUCGUCAGAUACAGAAGAUUCUUGGAAACAGAACUAUAUGCAGAUUGAGGAACCUUACGAUGACGACUCAAGUUCUGGAACAUAUAGGAAUGAAUCCCAGAAAUCAUCAGAAAUAGGGUUGGAUGAUCAUCCACAGGGAUAUGGUAAUGCAAGAAAAACUGAGGGACAGGAAUCUUCAACUUCGACCGAGGACAUUUUAACUUAUAUUGUUGAAGAUUCUCAAGAGGCAAAGGGCAUGCAUACUGGAAAUGAAGCCGCCUCAUCCGUUAAAUAGCUUAAACGAAAACAUUGUCCGGAAAAAUAAUGUAGUGAUGAGCAAGAAAGAUUUGGUUUCAGAAUCAGAUGAACAGGCUGCAAAAAGGCCAAAGCUGGUGUCUCCUGAAGGUAGAAAGAUGAAUCACAUGAUUAACCUGCUGUAAAUAACAGUAUUUUUAAGUACAUAUUAUGGUGGCCUUUGGGGAAAAGGACUUAAGGUAGGCAAACAGAAGAGAAGGAUAUAGAGAGAGAGAAAAAAAAGGACGACCUUGUUUUUGUAAUGGGGAUACUACCACAGAUGGAUGGAUGAUUGAAGAAAUACAUUUUGGGAAUGAAAUGUCAAUCUUUUGAAGUUUAUGUCUGUUGCACGGUUACAACAAUUUUCCUUGUGGGUCUGAUUAUUUUCUUCAAUUUUUUGAUAGGCAUAAAUAGACUUAUCUUUUAUUAUUUAUAAUAAUAAUAAUAUGUUGUAAAA
Molecule: messenger RNA, 3178 nt
Organism: Hevea brasiliensis (rubber tree)
Lineage: Eukaryota; Viridiplantae; Streptophyta; Magnoliopsida; Malpighiales; Euphorbiaceae
Product: probable ubiquitin-like-specific protease 2A
Exons: 18
Coding region: 167-2722 (851 amino acids)
Biological process (GO): proteolysis
Molecular function (GO): cysteine-type peptidase activity
Source: RefSeq, a predicted model, not a curated record